AAUCAUUAAAUGUGAGUAAUAAUCUUCUAGUGAAUUUUAUCAAUCCAAGUGCUAUUGUCAAUCUUACGGAAUUAUCUUGUCUACGUACUGUGAAUCUAUCGAAUAAUUAUUUAACUGAAUUCCCUGUCGAAUUGUGUAUCUCAUCAAUACCAAUUAAUGUGAUUGAUCUUUCCAAUAAUAAAAUUACUAUAAUACCAAAUGCUGUAUCUGCUUUACAG
Messenger RNA from Trichobilharzia szidati, 218 nucleotides. The record is from the annotation of a GenBank genome assembly. NCBI's taxonomy places the organism in Eukaryota, Metazoa, Platyhelminthes, Trematoda, Strigeidida, Schistosomatidae.